Molecule: messenger RNA, 1491 nt
Organism: Penicillium alfredii
Lineage: Eukaryota; Fungi; Ascomycota; Eurotiomycetes; Eurotiales; Aspergillaceae
Product: aldehyde dehydrogenase family protein
Exons: 4
Coding region: 1-1491 (496 amino acids)
Molecular function (GO): aldehyde dehydrogenase (NAD+) activity
Source: RefSeq, a predicted model, not a curated record
AUGUCGCUGUCCACGAGCAUUCAGACCCCCAACGUCACUUAUGAGCAGCCCUUGGGCUUGUUCAUCAACAACGAAUUUGUCAAGGGCGUCGAGGGUAAGACUUUCGAGACUGUCAACCCUACCACCGAGAAGCCCAUUGUCGCGGUCCACGAGGCUACCGAGAAAGAUGUCGAUGUCGCCGUGAGUGCGGCCCGCGAGGCCUUUGAGGGCGUAUGGCGCACCGUGACCCCCUCGAACCGCGGCCGUAUGCUCACCAAGCUGGCCGACCUCUUCGAGCGUGACAUGGAAAUUCUGGCCUCCAUCGAAGCCCUGGACAAUGGCAAGGCCAUCACCAUGGCCAAGCUCGAUGUCGGCAACGCCGCCGGCUGCUUGCGCUACUACGGUGGCUGGGCCGACAAGAUCGUUGGCCAGACGAUUGACACCAACACCGAGACUUUCUCCUACACCCGCCACGAGCCCAUUGGUGUUUGCGGCCAGAUCAUUCCCUGGAACUUCCCCAUUUUGAUGUGGUCCUGGAAGAUUGGUCCCGCCAUUGCCGCCGGCAACACCGUCGUCCUCAAGACCGCUGAACAAACGCCUCUGUCGGGUUUGUACGCGGCCAAGCUCAUUCAGGAGGCUGGCUUCCCUCCUGGUGUGAUUAACAUCAUCUCGGGUCUCGGUCGCACUGCCGGUGCCGCCAUCUCGAGCCAUAUGGAUAUCGACAAGGUUGCCUUCACCGGCUCCACCCUGGUCGGUCGUAUGAUCCUGCAGGCCGCCGCCAAGAGCAACCUGAAGAAGGUGACGCUCGAGCUGGGCGGCAAGUCGCCCAACAUUGUCUUCAACGAUGCGGACAUCGACAACGCUAUCACCUGGUCCAACUUUGGUAUCUUCUACAACCACGGUCAGUGCUGCUGUGCUGGUUCCCGCCUGCUGGUCCAGGAGGGCAUCUACGACAAGUUCGUGGCUCGCUUCAAGGAGCGUGCGGCCCAGAACAAACUCGGCAACCCCUUCGAGCAGGAGACCUUCCAGGGUCCCCAGGUCUCGCAGCUCCAGUUUGAGCGUAUUAUGGAGUACAUCGAGCACGGCAAGAAGGAGGGCGCCACCGUCGCCCUGGGUGGUGACCGUCACGGCAAGGAGGGCUACUUCAUCAAGCCCACCAUCUUCACCGAUGUCAAGCCGGACAUGAAGAUCGCCCAGGAGGAGAUUUUCGGCCCCGUCAUCGUCGUUCAAAAGUUCAAGGAUGAGGCCGAGGCCAUCAAGAUCGGCAACGACUCCACCUACGGUCUGGCCGCUGGCGUGCACACCAAGGACCUGAACACCGCAAUUCGGGUAUCCAACGCUCUCCGAGCUGGUACCGUGUGGGUUAACAACUACAACUUGAUCAACUACCAGGCUCCGUUUGGUGGUUUCAAGGAGUCUGGCAUUGGCCGCGAGCUGGGAUCCUACGCCCUGGAGAACUACACCCAGAUCAAGACGGUCCACCACCGCCUGAGUGAUGCACCGUUCUCGUAA